This is a messenger RNA of Priapulus caudatus, 1374 nucleotides long. RefSeq names its product cephalotocin receptor 2-like. Gene Ontology annotation, molecular function: vasopressin receptor activity; peptide binding. Gene Ontology annotation, cellular component: membrane. The coding region runs from base 1 to 1374 and encodes 457 amino acids. The transcript is spliced from 2 exons. The record is from RefSeq and is a predicted model, not a curated record. NCBI's taxonomy places the organism in Eukaryota, Metazoa, Priapulida, Priapulimorpha, Priapulimorphida, Priapulidae. Gene Ontology annotation, biological process: G protein-coupled receptor signaling pathway.
AUGAUGUCACACGGAGGCCUGAUCGAUGUAGCUGGUGACAACAAAACGGUCGUACCGCUCUACGCGAAUGCGACGCAGAGGAACGUAUCGGCGGCGACGUUGGGCGGUAGAAACGAGGACCUCGCGAAGCUCGAGAUCGCACUGCAGGCCCUGAUGGUGUGCAUGGCCGUCGUCGGCAACUCGUGCGUACUGCUGGCGCUGCGGCUUCGUAGGGGCAAGCUGUCGCGCAUGCACUACUUCAUCAUGCAUCUGAGUAUCGCCGACCUGUUCGUCGCCUUCUUCAACACGUUUCCGCAGCUGAUGUGGGACAUCACGUUUCGCUUCCAGGGCGGCAACUUCCUCUGCAAGUUCGUCAAGUUCGUGCAGGUCUUCUCGCUCUACUACUCCACCUACGUGCUCGUCGUGAUGGCCAUCGACCGCUUUCAGGCGAUCUGCCGGCCGCUGGCGAGCAUGUCGUGGACGGCGACGAAAGCGAACCUGAUGGCCGGCGCCGCGUUAACUCUGUCGGCCGUCAUCAGCCUUCCGCAGGUGGUGCUCUUCUCCUACCAGGAGAUCCCCGGACUCGGCAUCUACGACUGCUGGGUGCUGUGGAAGCACGCGUGGAGCGCGACGUUCUACGUCUGCUGGUUCGUCGUCUCCGUCUUUUUCAUUCCGAUCAUCAUCCUCAUCGUCUCCUACAGCUGCAUCUGCUUUACCGUCUGGAAGAACAUCCACGAUAAGACGUGCGCGCCGAAGCGAGACCUGCAGGGUGUGCGAACCAACACUGUCAAGACGAUCAAUCCGAGAACGCAUUCGUCGAGGAACCUGUCGAAUGCGAAGAUCAAGACGGUGAAGCUGACGCUGGUCGUCGUGCUUAGUUACAUCUUCUGCUGGACGCCGUAUUUCACCGGAACAAUGCUUUUCGUCUUCUGCGAAGAAAAGGCACAAAUCUACCUGGGCAAUACUGGCCUGACUAUCCUCACACUGUUGGGUAGCCUUAACUCGUGCACAAAUCCCUGGAUCUACAUGGCAUUCAGCGGCAACCUCUGUCGAAACCUGCAACGAGUCUGGCGACGCGACUGCAAGGAGCUUUACAGCGGAGGCAGCAGCACGAUGAGAACGCGGAUGUCGCACAUGAGCGAGAGCCAUAGUGUUGGCUAUCAUGACGUCACCAGCAGCGUGACGCGACCCCGACUACAGGGAGACGGUCAGGUUGGAACCAACGGUACCCAGCUCGCAGAUGAGAGAAGAAACCUGUGUAUGUCGGCUAACAAACAACUUAUGGAUGAAAUGCGAAAGUCGAAGGACAGUUUAUCAGCUGGCGUUGGUAUUGCAAACAGUGACGAUGCAUAUAAGGAAACAAUUGAACUGAAGCCUUUGGGAACUUCGGAUUGA